AUGACGUCGGACCAGUUCAACAACGCAGCAACAGAGGCCAUUCAAGACAUCACAAACUACUACGACAACAUAGCCGACCGUCCUGUCCUGCCUUCAGUCGAGCCUGGUUAUCUUGCAAAGCUACUGCCCCCAUCGCCACCAACCCAAGCCGAGACCUGGGACAAGAUCCGCGCAGACAUGGAAUCCAAGAUCAUGCCCGGCAUGACACACUGGCAGAGCCCUGACUUUAUGGCUUUCUUCCCCGCCAGCAGUUCAUACCCAGGCAUGAUGGGAGAGUUAUGGUCUGCUGCAUUGACUGUGCCUGCCUUCAAUUGGCUCUGCUCGCCUGCUGUCACCGAACUCGAGACGAUUGUUAUGGAUUGGGUUGCUCAGAUGCUCGCUCUGCCUGACUGCUUCCUCUCAAAAGGCAAGGGAGGCGGUGUCAUCCAGGGUUCUGCCUCUGAAGCCAUCGUUACCUGCAUGGUUGCAGCACGCGAACGCUAUGUCACAAGGACACUAGAAAAAGAGGGCGUUGUCCUCACUGAAGAACAAAAGGAGGACCGCUCGGCAGAGAUUAGGAGUAAACUUGUUGCCUUGGCUACAAAACACACUCACAGUUCUACCCAUAAGGGUGCGAAUAUUGCAGGCACGAGAUUCCGAAGCAUCGACACUUCAUUGUCCAACGCCUUUGCCCUCCAAGGCCAUGAACUCCGCUCGACUAUUGAAAAACUCAAGUCACAAGGUCUAGAGCCAUACUUCUUGACUGUGUCACUGGGAACCACAAACACCUGCGCAGUUGACGACUUUGCUUCUAUUGCAGAAGUCAAGAAAGAUUACCCGGACAUCUGGAUCCACGUUGAUGCCGCCUACGCCGGAGUCGCUUUGGUAUUGCCCGAAUAUCAACACUACUGCAAGCACUUUUCCACCUUUGAUUCCUUCGAUACAAACAUGCACAAAUGGCUCCUCACAAACUUCGACGCCUCUUGUUUAUUCGUCCAAAACCGUCGCGACUUGACUGAUGCACUCUCGAUUACCCCCGCCUAUCUACGCAACAACUUCUCAGACCAAGGUUUGGUCACCGACUACCGCGACUGGCAAAUCCCUCUAGGACGCCGUUUCCGCGCUUUGAAAGUGUGGUUUGUAAUCAGAACCUGGGGAGUUGAGGGCUUGCAAGCACACAUCAAACACCAUCUCAAAUUAUCAGAUCUCUUCGUCUCUUUGAUCAAGAGCAGAAAAGAUCUCUUCAGCAUCAUCACACCACCAUCCUUUGCUCUGGCUGUAAUCACCCACACUGUUCCCUACCAAGACUCUCACGUUGCGGUGAUACCCCAACAACCCAAUUCCUCAGAUUUGGAACUGGCAAAUGCAAAUACCAAAAAAGUAUAUGAGAAGGUGGAUGCAAGCAAAAAAGUGUUUUUGACGAGUUCGUUGGUCGGGGAUGCGUAUGCUAUUCGUGUGGUUAGUGCAAAUCCAUUGGCAAGCGAAGAAGGUAUUAGAAAGGUGUUUGGGCUUUUGGUAGAGGCUGCUGAGGAAGUGCUUGAGGUUGGGAAGUAG
This is a messenger RNA of Aureobasidium melanogenum CBS 110374, 1533 nucleotides long. Its product is annotated as dopa decarboxylase-like protein. Gene Ontology annotation, molecular function: carboxy-lyase activity; pyridoxal phosphate binding. The record is from RefSeq and is a predicted model, not a curated record. Gene Ontology annotation, biological process: amino acid metabolic process. Bases 1 to 1533 code for a protein of 510 amino acids. Lineage: Eukaryota; Fungi; Ascomycota; Dothideomycetes; Dothideales; Saccotheciaceae. The transcript has 2 exons.